This is a messenger RNA of Hemicordylus capensis (graceful crag lizard), 2886 nucleotides long. It is a transcript of the gene DTHD1, whose product is annotated as death domain containing 1. Gene Ontology annotation, biological process: signal transduction. The record is from RefSeq and is a predicted model, not a curated record. Gene Ontology annotation, molecular function: protein binding. The transcript is spliced from 10 exons. Lineage: Eukaryota; Metazoa; Chordata; Lepidosauria; Squamata; Cordylidae. Bases 1 to 2886 code for a protein of 961 amino acids.
AUGGAAGCCGCUGACACUGUUGUUGAUCAUCCAGAGCAAAUAUUGGAGAAGAUCUGGCAACAAAACCAAACUUUAAGAGAGGCUCUUCGCAAAAGUGACUUUCAAGACAAGGAGAAGAUAAUGGAGUAUAUUCCAAAAGUGACUGUUCUCCUUCUGGACCUCAUGAAAGCCCUCAGCACACCACUGGAGAACACUACUAAGAUUCUUCAAGAUACUUGCCAGUUACUGAAUACACUUCAGGAUAAAGGUCAGCAACAGAUUUCAAGUCAAGAGAAGAACAACCCUGCUGAUUGGCUUCUGGAAUUAAGCAGGCACAUACUGCAUGCUGUUAGACACAUUGAAGAGGCAGAAAAUAAGCUGCUUGGAAAAAACUGUAGAAAAAAGGAUCAAGUUCACAUUGUCCCAUGUAUAUCUGAGAAAUCUGAGUGGGAUGCUGAAAAAAAGAAUUCAAACAGCGUGCAAGUACUGGCAUAUGUAAAUCAGCCAUUCCAUGAACCAUCAUCCAUGCUUGAAGAGGAAAACAGAGCCCAGCUAACAGAAAGCCAGAUGGUUGAAGCUGAAACUGUUGGAUGCAUAAAGGAAAAAAUAUCUGGCCAAAGAAAGGAAUCUCCAGCACUCAUGGAAAAUGAAGAUGAAAGUAAAUCAGAUAAAUCAAUUCGAGUGCCAAGAAAGGGCAACAGAAAAAGCUCUCGUAAGAUGAAAUCUUCACAUAAGAAAUCCUCAAAAAGCACAGAUUUGGAAGACAUUUCAGGAAACAAUGAACAAAAUACAACUGUGUCCAAAAAGCUGGGAAACAGUAGUGUGAAACACCAAGGGGCACUUUCUAAUCAAGAAAAACAGUCAAAAGAAAAGGAAUCCCCAAAACAGACCAAAAAUGUGAAGCACCAGCUGAUAGGAAAGCCAGCCAGGAUGGACAAUCAAAAUGAGAAAAGUAAUGAAAGCAUGCACAGCAAUCAAGGAAGUGUGCUUGGAUUUGCAAGUUCAGAUGAUUUACAUGCAACCAGUUCCAUUAACCUGUCUACGAGUAAGCUGGAGGAAAGGGACAGUGAAAGUGACUGGAUGAACAAAGAGUUUCUUGUGGAAAUGAAUGGGAUGAAUGAACCAGAAAUGGCCUGUUCUGUCACAGCACCCUGUAGCAUUCUAGAAAACCUAGCAAUUGGGAUUGUCAAUGAUUUAAGUUCAUUGGUGGUAGAUGAUUCAGAAGAAUUAGUCAGCCAUAUCAUUAGUAUUGAGUGCUUGCAGGAUGACCAAGCAAUCACUUCUCCAAUCUCUAUUGCAAUCCCAUUUACUUCACGUUAUAGAGGAAUGUACAAAGACAUUAUGGUGAAGGUGACUGACAUGAACUUUCAGUCAAGUUAUCUAACUCCAGUCUCUUUGGAAGGGCACCAAGGAAAUCAUAAGGGGACUUUUGCUGAGGUAAAAACCUGCCAGAUUGGUAUAUUUUCUGUGGUUUCAUGCUUAAAGUCGGAAACAUUCACUAUUCCAAGGAAAGGUCUCUCACGAAAAUUAAGUAUGGAUUCCAGAAUUUCAUUUUGUUAUCCACCAUCAACUUUCAGUUCUCGGGUAACCAUGCAGUUAAAGGUACAACCAAUCGAGCCAUCAGUAUUGUCCAUAUUGAAAACAAAGCAUGAGACAUAUCAUUCAGUAGUGUCUACAAGUCCUCUGGUGCAUGUGCAACAUUCUUCAUCCCAGCCAUUCAGAAAACCCAUCACAGUUAUUCUACCCUGUCCUCCAAAUCCAGAAAAGAAGAGUCAGACAGAUGAGGCAGACCAUGGGAGAGUGACUAGUGCGUCUAUACCCAGGGCUACAACUAUGCAUAAUUUUCGGGCAAUGAGUGCCUCUCCAAGGAAACAUGGGGAGAAUCUUAAUGAAUCCUUGAAAUUACUGGGGUACAAAAGCAAAGAAGAGGAAUGGGCUCUGUUGGAUGACAUCAUGGUACGAAAUGCACCGAGGAGCCUUGUAUCAUUUGAAUUAGAUGAGCACUUAGACAGCUUUAUGGUUCUUCGCCUGUCUUCUGCUAUGGACAACAAACAUCUAGUUCAGUUUAUUCAGCAUCUGGAGGAGGACACCCACAAUACCAUGGCAAAAGUGGUAUUAUAUCGAAAAAAGGAAGAUCCUUACAAAAUAAUUGUCUUAUUGGUGCCAGCCAGAGAACUGAAUCUGGAGCUGCAGAGCUUGCGUGAAGAGGGGUAUUCUGGCCCUCCAGAGCCCUCGCAGCAGUUCAAGCUAAGAGAAGGAGAACAAAUUCAUUUUAGGUUUAGUGGAAAUAUUUUUGCUUCAGAUGAUGGAAUGGCAUUUGGAAAAACCUACAAACUUAUUUUUCAUGCACAAAGAAGCCCAAGGCUUGCCCUCCAAAUCAAGGAAGUGGAUGAAUUUGGUAACUACAGUUCACCCCAUUACAAGGGAACUGUCUUAUUUUAUAAAGUGAGCAAGGAAGCUGUAGCUAAGAACUUGGAGCAACCGAUUUUGCCUGAUGACUACCAGCACCAGGCCCCUCUCUGCAAAUUGGCACUAACCUUGCCAAAGCAGGAAAAGCUCAUCAAGCGUCCACAAAGCACAAAGAGGAUUUCUCUUGAUUCAUCAGAGGCACUUUGGGACAACUUAAUGCACUGGCUGUCGCAAGAACUAUCAGAAGAUAAUGCUUCGUGCCUUGCGCUUUCUCUCCCGCUCCACCGAAGCACUCUUCAGCUUAUUAAGCUGAAGUGUCCUGAUAAUCUCACAGAGCAGAUCUAUGAGCUCCUGUGCUUCUGGAAAAGGAAUCUUCCACGAUCUGCUGACAAGCUCCAUCUCCUCUCUCGCUAUCUCUGUAAGAGUGGCAGGAGCGAUCUUGCCGAAGAUCUUCGGGUCAACUGGGAAAGUAAAGUGUUUGUGAGGACAAUCCACUAA